GUCGUUUCGCCCUGCCUAGAGUCAGCCAGUCAGUCGGGGGAAGGCGAGCCUGCCUGCGAGCGCUUCACUCUGUGUGGAUCCAGCGUACGCACACACGGACCUUUACACGCAAUUAUUGUUAAUUACCGAACCCUUUUCGGUCUUUUGAGAGUCUCUUUUUCACUAUGGGCGACAAAAAGAGCCCGACCAGGCCAAAACGACAAGCCAAACCAUCGGCGGACGACGGCUUUUGGGACUGUAGCGUGUGCACUUUCAGGAACAGUGCAGAAGCGUUCAAAUGCAGCAUCUGUGAUGUACGGAAGGGCACGUCUACCAGGAAACCCCGGAUAAACUCCCAGCUGGUAGCUCAGCAGGUGGCCCAGCAGUACGCCACCCCUCCUCCCCCAAAGAAAGAGAAAAAGGAAAAGCCCGAGAAGGAUCGAGGCGAGGGGGAGCAACCCGACAGAAAUCCACCCGACAGCGAAUACGCGGACAAGGACAAGAGCGAGAAGGAGAAGGAGCAGCCUGAAAAAGAGAAGAAAGACAGAGAAAUCACACCAGCUAUUACUAAGAAACCCAACAGCAAAAAGAACAGACCCAAGUCAGACAUUCAUCAAAGCCCACCCAGUGAAAGAAACAGCAUUCAAUCCGGCAAAUCCAAAUCUACAACCAAGACCAAGAACAAGAACUCUCACAUCUCCAGGCCCAAACUGAAGAACAUCGACAGGAGCACAGCCCAGCAGCUGGCCAUCACGGUGGGCAACGUCACGGUGAUCAUAACAGACUUUAAGGAGAAGACGCGCACCUCCUCCACCUCCUCCUCUACAGUCACCUCCAGCGCCGGCUCGGAACUGCAACACCAGAGCUCCGGCUCCGAGAGCAUGGACAAGGGUUCAUCCCGUGCUUCAACCCCAAAGGGACACCUCUUGAUCAGGCACGACGAGUCAUUCUGAGCGCCACGGACACCGUCAAAACAGUGGGAACUCCAAGGGAUGUAUAUUUCCUCCUUUCUCCUCCACUUUGCCCUGAGCCGACUCAUUUCUGUCACUGAGAAGAUGGAUAUACUUUGUCUUAAACACACACGUUACAAAAACACUCACGUGGAUGGUGCAAAAGCAUAUCACUAGACCGUGGAUUUGGGCCUUUGGGCAUAAUCCCUACAUUGCUUUCCUGGAGACAUCCCACUCUUGUAUGUAUUGUUUUAUAUUUGUAAGUGGAUGUGCAGCUGAAACGACGACUUUUCUCUUUUGUUAAAAAUAUAUAUCUGUAAAUGUCCGCUGUGCACAAUAACCACAUGCGUUUUAACUAUUUUGGACCAUUAUUGGUCUUAUUUAUUAUGUUGCAUCUACUUUUAGACAUUUGUUUGUUUGUAUGUUUUGUUUUGUUGAUGCUUUGCUCAGCUAAAGUAGCUCAAGCCCUUAGUGAUUUUACCGAAAACUCCUGAGAAACUUCCCACAAUGGUGCUACAUACACCGUGAAAUGGUUUCAGUCCUCUGGCUGGCGUUCACACCAUUGAAACAGAUGCCGCUAAAUCUACGAAGACAAUGGAAAUAUUUGCAUCCUGGUGUCAGGCUACAUUCUUCUGUUUUGGGACAUUUCCAUUUUACAAGACUGAUUUGAACAGUUGCGUUGGUGUCUUUGGCUUCACCCGCAAAUGUGAUCCCCGACUAGGUGAAACAGCAUUUGGUAUGGUGCGGAUGUCUGGGAUUUACUAACUGCAAGGAGACGUGCAUGAUGUGAGCUUUGGAUUCAGAAGUUCAGUUCUUGUGCUAAACUAAACUUCAGUGAUUCAACGUCUGGUUGCGCAAACGUAAUUAUCACUUUUUUUGUUGUUGUGCAUCCUGGAAUACAUAUGAUGUAUUGUAAUAACACUACAAGGGUUUGACGUCUCAUUUGGUCUGUAGGCCUUAAACUACAUUGUGGAUCCUGCAGAAAGAAAUGGAUUUUAACAAUAGGGCCUUAUUCGGCUGCGUUUUAAUUGUAAGACUUUCAUGUAAUUGUUCCACUCUUCUCAAAUGUUGAUGAUUUAACUAAAACAAAAAUGAAACAUUUGAAGAAUCUGAUGUGGAUGUCUGGUGCAGAUUGUCCUGUCAAAGCAUUCAGUACUUUUACUUUGUUUUCAUGUCUCACAUUUUAAAUCGACUCAAUAGCAUGAUUUCACAGGAUAUUCCCAUUCUUCAUCAACUCAAAAUAAGAUGUCUAGCAGUCCUGCAAAUUGAAAGGUUUCCUCCCUUUGAACUGUAUUAAACUUGUACAAAGUUUGUGUAUAUUAUAUGAGUUUUAUUUAUUGAAGGACCAAAGGAAUUUGAUAUUGAUGAUGUGCUAGGCAAAUUAAUAAUUCAAAAUGUAAUUACCAUAUGUGUGAUAUAACAUUUUAAUAAAGUCUAAUAUAAUCCAUUUCAAUUGUGUAAUUCUUGUCCACUUGAUGUGGUUCACUUAUGCGGAAUGUUUGUACAAGUGUAAAUUCAUAGACAUUCAAAUUGAUUCUGUAAGGACAAUGCUCUUGUCAUUGUACUUGGUGUUCAUUCAUGGUCUUUAGUUAAUCUGGCAUAAAGUUAUUGCAGUGAAAUCUCUUCAAAGCUGUUUUUCUCCCUGAAUUGUGGACAUUAUGAAAUGAUGAGAUGUGCGUUUGUCACAACUUGAUUCAUUUACAACUUUGAAGUUGAAACUGAUUUAUUGAAUAGGCUGGUUCUUGUGCUAAUGGCAACCUUUUGCCGAAGUAUAGACUACAUGCGUCAUGUAUAAAUGAAGGCUUUAUUGAAUCAGUUACAUUGUCUCAUUUGAUAUAUUUGUGAUGUUAACCAGCCAAACCGGUCUUGAUUGUUGGAUACAAAGCAUUUGUAUUGAUUUUGAUUAGGAAUAUAGAUUUGUGAAGUAUAAUUUUAUUAAAUAUAAUUAAGCGUAAACAUACACUUGUCAAGGCACUAUUGUUUGUUUUAUUUUUCCUAGAAGUAUGCAAAUUGGGAACCGGUUUGACAAAAAUAUGGGGUGUGGUUGUUUAGCGUUUUUCUGGUGAUUGAGAUUUUACAGCAUUAACCCCUGCAAAGUCAACAAAUGUUCAAGGCAAUGUAUAUAGCCUGUGUAACAUUCCUUAUAAUUAAUGAAUAUAGCCAUUUUUCACUUGCCUUACCCGCUGUCGUAAACGGUUACCUGAAUUUUGUAAAACUGUAAAGAGAAAAAAGAAUAACGAAUUGUAUCUUAAUUUAUUUAAAUUUGAAGAGGGAAAAACAAGAUUGCGGAAUUGAAACUGUGCUUAUUGUAUAACUCAAAAUGGUGCAAAAGCCAACAUAAUAGGCUAUGGCAAUGGAGCUAAACGUUUUCUUUUCUUUUUACACGCAAGCAGUUCUGUUCUUGUGUACGACCAGUAACCUUAAUUUACUGUGUAAAGAUGGUUACAUUUUUUUAGCUUUGUUUGUCAGAAACCCAAAUGUAGAAUGCUUGUUUACAUGAUAUAGCGUUAAACUUGUGAAAUUGUAUAGUCAUGGCUCCUUUAAUUUUGUCAUUGUCUUGUAAAAAUGCUUUUACGGUUUCAUUUUGCAUAGUAACUUGUGUUAGUUGGUUUUCUUACGUUUCUUGCUAGUUGUUGUGUUAUCUGUAAUUUUGUGGGUUUGCGAUAAUUUGACUUGUAAAUGUGUUUUGGGAUUUUUUGCGCAUUUUCCCUUGUUUUAUUUUUUUAACGGAUCACUGCUCCUUGUCUAUUGCUCAUCUGACGCUAACUUUGGACACGACUUUUGGCAUGUGCACGACUUUGCUUUUAGAAGCGUUUUAUAAUUUCCCUGCCUUCCAGUAGAAAUGUCUAUUGAUGCAUUUUGCUUGUGUUUUUUCCACAAAUAAAAUGUUCAAUUUAA
Messenger RNA from Triplophysa rosa, 3827 nucleotides. It is a transcript of the gene rybpb, whose product is annotated as RING1 and YY1 binding protein b. The transcript has 5 exons. The record is from RefSeq and is a predicted model, not a curated record. Gene Ontology annotation, molecular function: transcription coregulator activity; DNA binding. Gene Ontology annotation, biological process: positive regulation of DNA-templated transcription. The coding region runs from base 165 to 932 and encodes 255 amino acids. Gene Ontology annotation, cellular component: nucleus. NCBI's taxonomy places the organism in Eukaryota, Metazoa, Chordata, Actinopteri, Cypriniformes, Nemacheilidae.